AUGGCUGUUGUUCGGCCGUUUGGUGUGUGCGGUGCAGUACCCAGUGAAGAAAAGUCUAAAGGACAGGAUUAUGUUAUGGAUGUAUCUCCUGGUGGUACAAAGCUUUGGUUAACUGAAUGUGACGCAUACCUGAAACCGUUUGAAGGGCAGAUAUUCGAUACACUUGAAGAUGGGAUUCAGUUCUAUAAGAAAUAUGCUGCAGUUGCUGGAUUUGAUGUGGGUCGCAGUUCGGAUAAAAAAAACAAACACAGGUACAGUCUUGUGUUUGUCCCAUUCACAGGCGUAGACAACCACAAGAAAUGCGUGACAUUUGCUGCGGGACUGAUUGAUAAAGAAGACAUGGAGUCGUACAGUUGGAUCCUAAAGAACUUCAAGAAUGCAAUGGGAAGUACACCACCUUUGAUAAUAACUUGUCAAGAUCCAGCUAUGAAGAUCGUGAUUGCAACAGAUGAGGAGUUUCGGCAUGCAUUGAAUGCUGUUGUGUGGAACGAGGAAUCGACGCCAUCAGAUUUUGAGAGUGCAUGGAAUGGAGUUAUUGAGAAGUACGGCCAAUGCGAAAAUCGGUGGUUGAAACGUAUGUACGACGAGCGUGCGUCAUGGGUGCCCACGUUUUUUGAAGAUGUGUUUAUGGGGGGCCUAUUGCGUACGACUUCACGAUCGAAAGCUGAGAACAGAAUUUUUCAAAGUAAUACUAAUAAGCACUUAUGCGUUGUGGAAUUCUUCAAACGAUUUGAAAGUGCUGUUGGAAAACAACAAAACAAACAUCUGGAACUUAGCGCGACUUGCAAUGGACAGACACCACCUUUAAAGACUCUCAUGCGCAUAGAGCGAGAAGAAGCAUCGGUGUACACAUUGACUGUUUUUUACGAUGUACAAAAAGAAAUAUGUGAGGGUUGUUUUGCAUGUCGUGUGAGAACUUACAAAGAAGGUGAGGGGGUGAAGACAUAUAUGGUUGAGGAUGGGACCAAAGAGCGAUACACAAUCAUAGUUGAAGAUGGGAGCAACAACACAAGCUGCACAUGCCGAUUGUACACAAGGAUCGGGCUGCUAUGUAGACAUGUUUUUGUAGUUCUAAAAGAUGAACGGAUCGAUCACAUAUUUCCAUAG
Messenger RNA from Ipomoea nil (Japanese morning glory), 1107 nucleotides. Its product is annotated as protein FAR1-RELATED SEQUENCE 9-like. The coding region runs from base 1 to 1107 and encodes 368 amino acids. NCBI's taxonomy places the organism in Eukaryota, Viridiplantae, Streptophyta, Magnoliopsida, Solanales, Convolvulaceae. The transcript is spliced from 4 exons. Gene Ontology annotation, biological process: regulation of DNA-templated transcription. The record is from RefSeq and is a predicted model, not a curated record. Gene Ontology annotation, molecular function: zinc ion binding.